This is a messenger RNA of Mucor mucedo, 633 nucleotides long. RefSeq lists its product as uncharacterized. NCBI's taxonomy places the organism in Eukaryota, Fungi, Mucoromycota, Mucoromycetes, Mucorales, Mucoraceae. The coding region runs from base 1 to 633 and encodes 210 amino acids. The transcript has a single exon. The record is from RefSeq and is a predicted model, not a curated record.
AUGACUUCACUUACAACGAAAGAUGAUAAAUACAACUGUAGCGUAAGCAAGUCGCGUUGUUCUGUUUGUUCAAGAGAAUUUUCUUCGACCUCUAACCGAAAUAGACAUGCACUUAAAUUUCACAAUGCUUCUCCCCCUGCAAAUGUUGGGCGACCUUCAUUAGGUGGAAGGAAACAAGCCAACCAUAGAUACUAUAAAAAAGUUACAGCUGAAAAAACCAGACCCAAAUGCGCAGUGUUCUUGACUUCAGCAAUGGAAGAGUCGAAGUCUUUGGAUAAAAGUAAUUUAGUGUCAUCGUACCAGACCAGCCUUAAACAAUGGCAAUUACAACUUCAAAAGUCUAGACAAAUUAUGUCUCUUCCAACUCUUAACAACUGGCAAUGCGACUCAAGCUACUGGGAGUUUCUAACUUUCGCACUCAUGACCCAUGAAGUACGCAAUUACGAAUUAUACUUCGAGCAUGAAGUUUUUUUUAACUCGACGUCUCCUUUAAGCGCCGUUUAUUCCAGCAAUAGCUAUACUCGCGAGCAUAUGAAUAUCUGUCAGAAGUUCUGGACUACUCCAACGUCUAAAUUCAACUGUUUACUUAAAGCCUAUUGCAAAGCUUUUACAGGGUACUAUUAUACCCAAUAA